UGAAUUGUGGAGGGGAUCCGGAUCCGGAUUGAUGGAUGUAAGAAAUCUCAGAUUGCUCUUGUUUAAUUAUUUACUUUUAUCUCAGGUUCAGGAUGAGAAGCAGCAAGGAUUGUCUGAUGAAGACAUACAUGCAGAAGUGGACACGUUUAUGUUUGAGGGACAUGACACGACAGCCAGUGGCAUCUCUUUUAUCCUCUACUGUUUGGCCUGCAACCCAGAACAUCAGAAGAUUUGCAGGGACGAGAUCAGUGAGGUCCUGAAUGGCAAGAACACCAUGGAGUGGGUUCCUUUUAUUGUUGAGGGCCCCAGUGGAUGGACAAGGCAAAAGGGUUAUCCCUGUAUCAACAAGCAGUGGCAGAUGUAUGGUUACAUUCGAGAGGUGGGGAUGGACUCGUCGUUUGAGACUGGGAACAGUUCCAUCCGGUUGUGGAUGAGUCAGUGCAUGGCUCAUGCUCCCAGACUUGACUCUUCCACUUCUUCCUCAUCUUCCUUCAUCCACCCAAUCCCUUCAGUCAUGUGCCAGCAGGGUGAAGAGCAGGGGGCUAAGCACACAGCCUUGGUGGGCCCCUGUGCUCACUGUGAUGCUGCUUCAAAUGUUGUUGCCAACACAUACUACUUGAGGCCUCUGACUAAGGAAGUCCAGAAGCCAGUUGCAGAGGGAGGUUGGCACUCGCUGUUCUCAAGCCAGAUUCAUCUGAAGGCUUUGUCUCUGGCCCUCAGCAGCCUGAGGACGUCAUCUGUCGGCCAGGGCUUCCAGUUAACCCAAGUCUUUGAUUCACUGCGUUUUCUGUCCGAGCGUGUUUCCUCCAGGUCACCUCAUGCCUUUGUUCCAUUUUCUGCAGGUCCAAGGAACUGCAUAGGUCAGAACUUUGCCAUGAAUGAGAUGAAAGUGGUGAUUGCACUGACACUGAAGAGAUAUGAGCUGAUAGAGGACCCCACGAGGAAACCCAAAAUUGUUGCCAGACUGGUGCUUCGCUCGCUCAACGGCAUCCACAUCAAAAUUAAACCUGUGGAACCACAAGGGGAGUAACUGUAGCAAACACGGCAAGAAUACAAAAUCCAUUUGUUAUAAUCAGGGAGAACAUUGUGCAAUAUCUUUACUUGUUGCAGUGAGAUUUUUUUAUGCUAAUGUAGAAUUACGUAGUGUUUUAAUCAUGAUUGUGGAACUAUUUUAUUUUUUUAAACCUGUUGAUUAGCCAUGUUUGAAGAACCAAUAUUGUACAUACUGUAUCAAUUUGAAAUAUUGUUGUAAAUGUGUUAUUUCAAAUAUGAAAUUUUCAGAUUCUAAUAAACAAUGUA
Thalassophryne amazonica is the source of this 1299-nucleotide messenger RNA. Its product is annotated as cytochrome P450 4B1-like. Gene Ontology annotation, molecular function: oxidoreductase activity, acting on paired donors, with incorporation or reduction of molecular oxygen; monooxygenase activity; iron ion binding. The transcript is spliced from 6 exons. NCBI's taxonomy places the organism in Eukaryota, Metazoa, Chordata, Actinopteri, Batrachoidiformes, Batrachoididae. The record is from RefSeq and is a predicted model, not a curated record. Bases 32 to 1030 code for a protein of 332 amino acids.